Molecule: messenger RNA, 2452 nt
Organism: Cavia porcellus (domestic guinea pig)
Lineage: Eukaryota; Metazoa; Chordata; Mammalia; Rodentia; Caviidae
Gene: Lrrc15
Product: leucine rich repeat containing 15
Exons: 2
Coding region: 78-1829 (583 amino acids)
Molecular function (GO): protein binding
Source: RefSeq, a predicted model, not a curated record
CUGCACUCAUGCUGCAGCCGUGAGCCCCACUCGGCUGCCUCGUGAUCGGACCGCGGCGUGGGCGCCGAGCUCUGGCCAUGCCGCUGAAACACUGCCUCCUCCUGCUGCUGGGCUGCCAGACCUGGGCUGCCGCCUCGGCCUACUACAGCUGCCCCAGCGAGUGCACGUGCUCCCGGGCCUCGCAGGUGGAGUGCACGGGCGCGCGCAUUGUGGUGGUGCCCACGCCCCUGCCCUGGAACGCCAUGAGCCUGCAGAUCCUGAACACGCACAUCACCGAGCUCAAUGAGUCCCCGUUCCUCAACACCUCGGCCCUCGUCGCCCUGCGCAUUGAGAAGAACGAGCUGUCCAACAUCCUGCCCGGGACCUUCCGCCACCUGGGCUCGCUGCGCUACCUGAGCCUGGCCAACAACAAGCUGCAGGUCCUGCCCAUCGGCCUCUUCCAGGGCCUGGAAAACCUCGAGUCGCUGCUGCUGUCCAGCAACCAGCUGGUGCAGAUCCAGCCGGCGCACUUCACACAGUUUAGCAAUCUCAAGGAACUGCAGCUGCACGGGAACCACCUGGAGUACAUCCCCGAUGGCGUCUUCGACCAUCUGGGCGGGCUCACCAAGCUCAAUCUGGGCAAAAACAGCCUCACCCAGCUCUCCCCGCGCAUCUUUCAGCACCUGGGCAACCUGCAGGUGCUGCGGCUGUACGAGAAUAGGCUGGCGGACAUCCCCAUGGGCACCUUUGACGGGCUGGGCAGCCUGCAGGAGCUGGCCCUGCAGCAGAAUCAGAUCGGUGCGCUGUCGCCUGGGCUUUUCCACAACAACCGCAACCUGCAGCGUCUCUACCUGUCCAACAACCGCAUCUCGCAGCUGCCGCCCGGCAUCUUCAUGCAGCUGCCCCAGCUCAACCGGCUCACGCUUUUUGGCAAUGCCCUCAAGGAACUGUCCCCGGGCAUCUUUGGGCCCAUGCACAACCUUCGCGAGCUCUGGCUCUAUGACAACCACAUCGCCUCCCUGCCCGACAACGUCUUCAGCAACUUGCACCAGCUGCAGGUGCUGAUCCUCAGCCGCAACCAGAUCGCCUUCAUCUCCCCCGGCGCCUUCAAUGGGCUGGGCGAGCUGCGCGAGCUGUCCCUGCACACCAACGCGCUUCGAGACCUGGACGGGAGCGUGUUCCGUGCACUGACCAAUCUGCAGAACAUCUCCCUGCAGAACAACCGCCUCCGCCAGCUGCCGGGCAGCCUCUUUGCCCACGUCAACGGGCUCAUGACCAUCCAGCUGCAGAACAACCAGCUGGAGAACCUGCCGCUGGGUAUCUUUGACCACCUGGGCCACCUGUGUGAGCUGCGGCUCUACGACAACCCCUGGCGGUGCGACGGGGACAUCCUGCCACUCCGUAACUGGCUCCUGCUGAACAGGGCCAGGCUGGGGACAGACACCCUCCCGGUGUGCUCCAGCCCGGCCAGUGUCCGAGGCCAGUCCCUCAUCAUAAUCAACGUCAAUGUCGCCGUCCCCAGCAUCCAGGUUCCAUCCAUCCACGAGGUGCCCACUUACCCCGAGACGCCUCAGUACCCGGAUAUGCCCAACUACCCCGACGUCACAUCCGUCUCCACCACCACGGAGAUCACCACCAGUUCCAUAGAGAACUUCACUGACCUGACCACCAUCGGGAGCACUGACACCCGCGACACAGAUGACACGACCCAGAGCGGGCUGGCCAUCGCUGCCAUCGUCAUCGGCAUCGUGGCCCUGGCCUGCUCGCUUGCCGCCUGUAUCUUCUGCUGUUGCUGCAAGAAGCGGAGCCAGGCGGUCAUGAUGCAGAUGAAGGCUCCCAACGAGUGUUAGGGGCAGGGGAAGCGGGCUCAGGCGGGGCAACACAGCAGGACCCGGGAGUGUGAUGCUGCAGCCCACAGCCCUGGGCCACGCAGCAGCCAGGCUUCGGGGAGAAGUGGUCAGGCAGGACCUUGUGCCCCAGCGAAAUCCGCCGGGUCACUGGGAAAUCUGGGGGAUCCCCAGCUUGAGUGCUUGGUCCCCACCUUCUCUCCAAGAACCGCUGUCGCCUUAGCCUGUGCCCAUGCGGUGCAGUCGCUGGCUGCGGGAACACUUCGGGGACAGCCUUCUCCUCCAGGGGCUCUGGAAGUCCGUGCCCCCGCUCUCGCUUCGCUCCAGCUCUGAUAGAAACUCCCCCUUGAUUUCUGCUUCUGAAACCAGGGCAAGCCCUCUGCCCCGGGGAGGCUGAGAACCAGGCUGCGGGUUUCUUCCCCGCCGGGAAGUGCCCCGGCUCCACCGCAGCAGGAAGCCCAACCUCCUGCCUCAGGACAGCACUGUCUCUGCGUCUUUCCAGUGACUGUCACCUGGAGGAGGAGGCAGGUGCCAGCAUGAUGGUUCUGCCUUGUAGAGAAUUUUCAAACUUGGAAAAUGUUAGCCUUUAUGGAAUAAAAUCAUGUAGAGUUUCUGAUAUCUAAAAA